Molecule: messenger RNA, 1758 nt
Organism: Oryza sativa Japonica Group (Japanese rice)
Lineage: Eukaryota; Viridiplantae; Streptophyta; Magnoliopsida; Poales; Poaceae
Source: RefSeq, a predicted model, not a curated record
CUCCUCUCCGUCUUCAACCCAGCCGCCGCACGCAAAACCGGUAAAUCCGUCUCCGUCCCGCGCACGAACCAAAAAUCCCCCAACAUAAUCAUCGGUCCCGAGUGCGAACCCUCGCCAAACCCUAACCAAGCCGGCGAUGGUCCCUCCGCCUCCGCCUUCGCCUUCGCCUUCAUCAUCAUCUGACAAGCUUGUGGCAGGUGCUGCUCAGUCUGCACCUCUAGUACCCUUACAAGAGCCAGAUGUUUCAUCCUUGGGGGAGUCUUUUGACACCACAUCAUCACAAGAUUUGAUUACUGCCAGUCAUAACAUCAUUGAUGAUGGCUCAUCUAGCACUUGCCCAUCCAGAAUUGACAAGCCUGUGGCAGAUGCUACACUGUCCACAUCUCUGCAAGAUGUGGCCCUUUCGCUCUUGGACGAAAUUUUCGAUGAUAAUCCACGAACGGCGCCAGAUAACACCACCACUGAUGGCUAUCUGCAAUCAGCUUCCUCAUCUGUUGGGUCUAGCAUUUUGGUCCGCAGUUUUGUAAAUUGCUACCAGCUGUUCUACAUUAGAAUAGACCCCAGGGGCUCUUGCUGGACUUACCCUGAUGUGGGUGGACCGUUUCAGAGAGUAGAUGAAGCUGACGAUGCUAUCAAGUGCUUUCUUGAUGAACUGCAGCAUGGAGCAAGGUGCACACAAUCAGGUGAAUUUUCUCGUGUGGAUAGGAUGAUACAUGAUUGUAAACACUAUCUUUAUGGUCCACCAAAGAGAGAUCCCAGUUCUCCGAGUAGCAAGACUACCUAUGAUGAAAAGCAAUACUUGGUUCAAGCUAUAUUGGACCAGUAUAAUGAUGACAACAAACUUUUUGGGCAAAACAAAAGGGAGCUGACGAUAGCAGUGGCAAACUAUUCUUUGCUGAAGUGACACAUGUGCAAAGAAGAAUGGCCUGGAAGGUCAGCUGUUUCUGCAAGAUUGACACUGAAGUUAAUGGGGGUCACUGUUAUGGUUGCAGAAACAAGGGGACUCCUCCUAUGAAGCACCCCCAAAAUACUAAUGCAUACGCUGGUGGUCACUUGGAUGUAGAGCGAUAUCGUUUGGUACUGACAAGCAGCUCCGAGGAUGAGGAAUCGGAGGAUGAAUCGGAGGAGGAGUUGGGGUUGUUUGAAGUGGAUGAUGUGGAAUCGGAGGAAGAGGAGGAAGAGGAAGAAGAGGAAGAGGAAGAGGAAGAAGAGGAGGAGGAGACUAACAUGUGGCUAAGAAGGGAUACAUUCGAUAAAUUCCUAGAUACUAUGUUGAAUGAGUUACAAGCCGAAGGAGAUUAGGCGUAGGCCAUGAUGAAGGAUGAGAAAUGAGACUAAAAGCCAGGGAAGAAUAUAUAUGCAAUCGAUCAUGUUAUGGGAUCAAGAAAAAGAGGCACACAUUGUUUGCUCCGGAGGCUUAAAGUUACCACAUUUUUUUGACGCAAGAAGGCUCUACCUUAUAGUCAUUUCAUUGAUAGAAAUGAGGUUUAUAGGUUACAAGUUUAAGGUUAGAGAGAAGAGAGACAGAGAGGGAGGUACAUAAAGGAAAGCAGAAAAGAAAGAGUAACGGGAAAAAGAAAGAGAAUGUACAGGGGUAUAGAUAUAUACAUGAAAGUUACCACAUUGAUCAAGAGAGAAAAAUAUUGAUCGUUAGAUCGGUGUGUAGGACUAGAUCGUAACUGUUUAUAUUGAUCAAUAUAGUUCUAUAGAAAAUAUAAUUGCAUUUAUGGAACAAAAGUGAGAGUCUUUAUGAAGCUA